AUGUCCGGAGAAGAGAGUCAAUUCAACGUCCAGGGCUAUAAUAUUGUGACCAUUCUCAAGAGGUUGGAAGCAGCCACUUCUCGUCUCGAGGAUAUUACUGUGUUCCAAGAAGAAGCCAACAAACAAAAGACUGGCGUUGAAGCACUGGCAAACACUGCCGCACGUGCUCAACAUAACGACAGUGCCAAUGAAACAUUGGUUACUGUUUCAUCAGCAUCAAGUGUUUCUCCAGGAGGCAGCACGUCUCAAUCAAAGAAAGUCGUCACACCCGAGAAGAAGAAGUCAAUUCUCGCGUUUGAGCGAUUAAUUCACGAAUUUGUUGUUCCAUUUGUCAAUGCAUCAAACCAGAUUGACUCUGUUGUUGGUGAAUCCGCUAAGUUGUUUGCAGAUACUUUUGUUGAUCAAACCAAAUUUUUGGAAAUUGUGUCGGAAUCAAAAAAGCCUGAUAUGACAGAUCCACUUUUGGGUCAAGUGUUGGGUCCAACGAAUGAGAAGAUUUCAAAAAUUAAUAGCUUGAAAGAUGCAAACAGAAAGUCUUCUUACUUCAACCAUUUGAAUAGUUUGAGUGAAAGUGGAGCUGUAUUUUUCUGGAUUGGGGUUGAUACCCCUGUGUCGUAUAUUUCUGACAUCAAGGAUAGUGCAAAAUUCUGGUCCGACAGAGUAUUAAAGGAGUACAAAGAUAAAGACAAGGUCAAUGUUGAGUGGGUUAACCAGCUUACAAACAUCUUUGAUGAAUUGAAGUCGUAUGUGAAGGAGUACCACACAAAAGGUCCAGCAUGGAACCCCAAUGGAAAAUCAUUUGCACAAGCAGUGGAAGAGUUUAACUCGUCAGCAGAAAGUGGCUCCACAACAGCACAACAAGAGAAAAGUGCCAAUGCGUCUGGUCCACCAGCACCACCUCCACCGCCACCAGCUUCAUUCUUUGAAGAUGCAUCUGCUUCGUCUUCUUCUUCCAAUACUGCUGGCUCCUCAACAGGCGGUAUGAAUGCUGUAUUUGCUCAAUUAAAUCAAGGUGCUGACGUUACUUCUGGGUUGAAGAAAGUGGACAAGUCUGAAAUGACCCAUAAAAAUCCAGAAUUAAGAAAGCAGCCACCAGUUGCCCCAAAAAAACCAAAGAAUUUAGCAGGACACUCUACGUCAUCUCAUGUUGUGCCAACAACGACUCCUAAAAAGACACCAAAGAAGGAGUUGGUUGAUGGUAGUAAGUGGAUUAUCCAGAAUUUCACACAAGCUGAUGCACAAUCACCCAUUGUCAUUGAAACUGAAAACUCUCAAUCAGUAUUUAUUGGAAAUUGCAGUGACGUCACCAUUCAAUUGAAAGGUAAAGCCAAUGCGGUUACAAUUUCCGAAACAAAGAAGGUUGGUGUUGUCAUUGAUUCUUUAAUUUCAGGUGUUGAGGUCAUCAAGUCGUACAAGUAUGGAUUACAAGUGGUUGGGUUGGUACCAAUGAUUAGCAUUGAUCAAUCUGAUGAAGGAUCCAUUUACUUGUCAACAGAGAGUAUUGACAAUGAUUGUCAAAUUUACACUAGUAAAACCACAGCUUUGAAUGUGAAUGUGCCAGAAGUCAACAACGAUUUCAAAGAGUUGGCUGUACCAGAACAAAUUGUAUCUACAGUGAAGAAUGGUGUCUUAUCCAGUUCCAUAGUGGAACAUGCUGGAUAG
Lodderomyces parapsilosis is the source of this 1662-nucleotide messenger RNA. RefSeq names its product adenylate cyclase-binding protein (gene SRV2). Gene Ontology annotation, molecular function: adenylate cyclase binding; actin binding. Gene Ontology annotation, biological process: cytoskeleton organization; regulation of adenylate cyclase activity. The coding region runs from base 1 to 1662 and encodes 553 amino acids. The transcript has a single exon. Gene Ontology annotation, cellular component: cytoplasm. NCBI's taxonomy places the organism in Eukaryota, Fungi, Ascomycota, Pichiomycetes, Serinales, Debaryomycetaceae. The record is from RefSeq and is a predicted model, not a curated record.